AUGUCUCGUGGAUGGAAUUCGGAGGUAGAAGUCCAAGGGCCAAGACCUCCGAUAAUUGAGUGGUCUAUGGGGCCACGUGAGAGAUUGAGAGGUGGCCGAAAUGAUUACAGAUCUAUAACCCGGGUGGGCUAUUCAGAGCCGCUCAUUCAAACAGGAGGCCCCGAUGACCCUGCCCCUACCCUUGUCCUCUGUCCCUUCCGAUGUCCUUCCAGAGUAUCCAUGUCGAACCUCCUCCAAUUCUUUUCUUUUGUCCGAAGCGAACCAAAUUACAACACCAGAACGACCGAACCAUCAGAUCCGACCCGACCCGACACCGAGGGUCCAGCUGUCGGUCGCACACACACAAUACUGGUACGACCUGGGCGCAUUCAUUUCCUUCCCACACGUGCGAUCACACUCCCAUUCCCAUUUCUUCCCCCCACAGUUUAUCGCGGCCUCCAGCAGCUGCGUGGGCGCAACGAGGACGAGAAUUGUCGCCCGCCUUCUGUGUCCCAGUUACGUAUCUCGUGGUGCGCAUUUCCAGCCUGCACCGGACCGAACGAGGAGCGAACUGCAGAGCCAAUACUCGAGGUUGGAUCAAGGUUGGAUCAAGUCGGAUCAGAUCAGAUCAGAUCAGAGUGGCUUCACAGCACAGCACAGCACAGCACUGCACAGCACCGCACGACACCCAAAACCGACACGACCUCGUGCCAAAUCAAAUAUUCUUCGUCACCGCCAAAUUUCUCGUGCACCACCGGCCCAUUCAGAGACUCGACGACGAGACCAAUACAACCCGGAAGUUCCAGCUCACUGCUCUGUACCAGCGACCAUUUGUCUGCGGAGAAGAGAAAGCAAGAUUAUCAAACGCCUGCUCCACGACGUCGCGCGGAUCCCACUGCUCUCCCAUCGGUAUCUGCAGCCCUAGGCAUCACAUUCUUUCUGGUCUGCCAUCUUGAUCUUUGCAAUCUCGAGUCUCUAGACUCAACCCCGUUCUCUGGAUACACCCCCGCUGACAGUUGUGCCACGCAGAUCGGAACCAUCGUGUAUCCCAUCUCCUGCCUCCUGCCUCCUGCCUCCGGCCUCCGGCCUCAAUCCUACGACUCGGCAGCACCCAGAGCACGCCUCCCAGGGACCAACCUCGAGGAACAUCGCAGACCCCCUGAUCCAGAUACCUGGUCCCGAACUCGCCAUCCUCGACAGAGUAGAUCAUCUGAAAAGAUCUUUUCUCCACUUGACGCUCAUACAUCCAUAUCCCCAUCCUCCCCUUGGGCGCAGGGCUUAUCGGCGGCAUCAAACGCAAUCCGUCUCGUCGGAGUAGCCACGAUCAAUACCACGUUGAUCAAGCCCUUCCAACUUGAGUCUCGAGAAGGCCGAGUGUGCCCUUUCCGACUUUCAGGAGCUCACGGGAAUACUUGGACCAAGAAAUUGCGGGGAAAGGAUAUACAGUUCCUUCGAGACGUCAUCGCAACUACAAUACAAAGCGGACGGGGGACUCUCAAUUCGUUCGUUAUCUGGACCGGCCAUCUUCGAAACAGCUUUGGUAGGUUCAGACCUGGACCCGACUCCCAGCUAGUCGUAGCUACACGUGCAUGGGUAGCCCGUCGACUAACACUUUGGCAGAAAACUGCCUGGCAAACCUUAGAACCUUAA
Molecule: messenger RNA, 1629 nt
Organism: Drepanopeziza brunnea f. sp. 'multigermtubi' MB_m1
Lineage: Eukaryota; Fungi; Ascomycota; Leotiomycetes; Helotiales; Drepanopezizaceae
Source: RefSeq, a predicted model, not a curated record